Messenger RNA from Nymphaea colorata (pocket water lily), 1469 nucleotides. RefSeq names its product histidine-containing phosphotransfer protein 1. Gene Ontology annotation, cellular component: cytoplasm; nucleus. NCBI's taxonomy places the organism in Eukaryota, Viridiplantae, Streptophyta, Magnoliopsida, Nymphaeales, Nymphaeaceae. Gene Ontology annotation, biological process: cytokinin-activated signaling pathway; phosphorelay signal transduction system; phosphorylation. The transcript is spliced from 6 exons. The record is from RefSeq and is a predicted model, not a curated record. The coding region runs from base 728 to 1183 and encodes 151 amino acids. Gene Ontology annotation, molecular function: protein histidine kinase binding; histidine phosphotransfer kinase activity.
CAGGAUGGCGUCACUCUUAUAGUCUCCCUCUCUCUCUUCGACCAUAUAUUCGCACAAGUGGAGUAAAAGUUGCAAUUCUCUUUAUUAGUGGUGUUUUUUUUGUGUUUGAAGCCCCUUGGGUUGUCAAUUUGAUGGCUGCAGAGAGGCCUUUGGUUGUCCUUGACCUCGCGUGAUGUUCGGUAAAUUGGCGCAGGGAAGAUAGAGAGAGAGAGAGAGAGGGGGGGUUUAUAAAUUCGAAAUAAGGGACGGGAGAUCCAGCAGGAGCUGCAUCCUGCUUUUGUCUCAUGUUCCAAUUUGUUCACCCUCUUUUGCCGCUGCUGCUUCUAUAUAAAAAUUAAAUGCUUGCAGAGCAGACAAUUUGAUGGUGAACGACCAAGAAACGGGGCCGUCGUUUUUGUGUCCAAAACUUGCGUUCUUUCCAUCUCCUCUAUCUUCUUGGCAUUCUUUGCGGGCGUCAAUACUGAAAUCUUGUCUUCUUUUCUCCAACCCACAAGUCAUUUAACCUUCUCAUGGUUUCUUCUGCCCCUCUCUCCCUUGCUUAUCUCCGAUCAUCCCAACAAUAAAUUGCCAUCAUAAUGAACGCAUGAGUUUUGCUGCGCCUAGGCUCGGAUCUCCCGUCCUUGUUUAAGAGGGGAAAGGCGAGGGGAGGCUAAGAACAAAAUCAGAUUCUUGGGAAGUGGGGGUGUUGUUGCAGCAGGCAGCAGAAGCUGCAGCCGCGGUGGCAGGGAUGGAUGUGGGUCAACUGCAGCGCCGGUUUAUUGAUCUCACGUCUUCUCUCUUCCGUGAGGGUUUUCUGGAUGAACAGUUUACUCAGCUUCAGCAACUUCAGGAUGAGAGCAACCCGAAUUUCGUUGGCGAGGUUGUCGGCCUUUUCUUCGAAGACUCUGAGAGGCUCCUGAAUGAUAUGGACAUGGUUCUGGACCUGCAACCUGUUGACUUCAAGAAGCUGGAUGCUCAUGUCCACCAGUUGAAGGGUAGCAGCUCUAGUAUAGGAGCUCAACGAGUGAAAAACGUAUGCGUAGCAUUUCGGGGCUAUUGUGAGGAAAAAAAUCGAGAAGGGUGCCAGAACUGCUUGCAACAAUUAAAGCAUGAGUAUGCCCUUGUGAAGAACAAACUUGAGAACCUCUUCAGGUUGGAACAGCAAAUUUUGGCUGCAGGCGGAGCGAUCCCAAUGCUGGAGUAAAGCGUCAGAGACACUGGAGAGAGAGAGAGAGAAUAAGGAAAAAAUGGAGAAGAUUUGUGAUGCAUGUUAAUGAAAGUUUCCGUUCGUUUAGUACUACAGAUCCAGCUUGAUUACAAAGGCAGUGUGAGGGUUUUUCUUUAGGUCGUGUCAAUCCGAGAAGGGAAAAAUGUCAAAUAUGUUCCGUCUGUUUAUGGUUACGCUCUGAUCUGUUGUGUAAGAAGAAACGCCUUGUACACCUCUGUCUUUCACCUGUUUUGCAGCCAUAAAAGCAUCUUCCUUCUUAGCC